UCUAUUCAUAAAUUCACACGCGUUCCUUAUUAAUGGGAGGCGAACGUUACGUGAGUCUACGAUUGGUGGUUCAUUCGCUCCAUUUUUCAUACUGCAGAAAUAUAAAAUAUGUACUUUGCGACCAAGUAUCUUUAUAAUUGAAUCACUUUGUGUACAUUUCAAUGUUAGAGUUAAUUUAGCAACUUAAAUUAAAGCACAUAUACUAAACGUGAGCUCGUGUUCCAAAAGAAACCCAUAAACUAUAGUUAAUGCAAAGAAUGAAAGUGCAAACAUAUACAUACACACCAAAGUGAAAAAUACCCACACAUCGGUAUACAUAUUUAGUGAUGAAGCGAAUUAAAAAUUGCAAUUCAAUUGAUAAUGAAAUACAUGCAUAUGUAAAUACACAUGAUGUACAUUGGUUGUCGCACUAAAUAGCGCAUAAAAGUUGGAAAAAAAUUAAAAAUGCAUAAAUUGGCCAGUGGGCCAAGGCCCAGCUCUGUUAAGACUCAAAUAUCACGCAAUGAUAUAUUGGAUAAACUAAUUUUUACCUCGGAGCACUGUCAACACUUUUAUGUGGAUGAGGGAGCGUUGCAUUGUGCGAGCCCGCAGCAAGCAACCACCCUCUCUUCUCAGACUGUAUGGAAUCAAUGAGACGCAGUGAGGUGAACGUUAGCCACCACCCGAAUAAGGUGGCCACUAAUAGCAGCGUAGUUACGGAAAGCACUAAGCACAACAAGUUGGUAGGAAGCAGUAGUAGUACGCCGAUUUCAGCUGCUUCUAACUUAAACAAGAAACUGAAUACGUCUUCUCAUAAGCAACAUCAAUACCAAAAUAAUACGAAACACAACGCAAACAGAAAAGUGGCAAGUUCAAGAAACCUUGGCCCAACAAAAUCAAAUUUACCCCAAUCAAGCGAAGGAGUUAGUGUCGGCGUUAAGGGUUGGAGUUUGCCUAAACCAGCAGGGAAACCCCUUCAUGUAAGUGCAACUAAAGAGGGCCCACUGUCGUCGGUGACAGCAUAUUGCUCAUCCUCCACUCCCAGCGAAGCCACGAAGGAUACGAACGCGAAUUUCGAGUACGAAGACGAAUGGGACAUUGGUGGCAUUCCAGAGUUGUUGGAUGAUCUAGACGCAGACAUUGAAAAAUCAUCUACUGCAGCUCAAAAUUUAUCGAAAGUACAGAACAGUUCUGGUGGUGGCAAAAGUGAAUUUGAAGCAAUCACAAGUACCCUUAAAUCAGCAACUAAAUCCACAACGUCGAAUAAAGCAAAUAUCGCCCACCCCGACAACCUUUUGCAAAAACCCUCACCAUCGUCAAUUGGCAAGUUGCUGCCCUCGCCAUUGUCAAGAUCGUUGACUGCAUCGGUGUCGUCGUUUCCAGCGAGCUCGAAUGAAAAAUUUGCACUAUCAACUAAAUGUUCGCAAACAGUUCCACUAUCCAGAAACACAAACAAAUAUGUGGGUGGCAUCGUAGUCGAUAAGUCGAUAAAUAAUUCAGCGACAUUAUCCAAUAUUGGUAGAAAGUAUCCACAACAGCCUAGCGAACAUAAAAAUCAACAACAAAUUCAAAUAUCAAAUUUUGAAGAACAAUCUGUGAAUAGCGGUCCCACCAGUAAAGUUGCUUCUGCGCCGACCAAAUCACCCUCGUCACUAUCACCAUCGUUAUCAUCAUCUUCAUCUGCAUCUGCAUCUGCACUUACCGCACCAUUUAGCUGUAAUAGCGAAAGCGGCCAGAAGAGUAAUACAUUAACACUAUCCACCUUUGCUGGGUUUUCAAAAGGAGGUAAUCUCGUCUCGUCAUUUACAAAGUCUCUCAUACCCUCAGGCGCAUCCGCUGGUUCCUCAAAUCUUACCACCGCAUUAGAAACCGAUUCGCUAUCGAAUUUAUCAAAUCAAUCCGCAAGCGGCAUGUCAUCCCAAUCCAGUGGAAGCAGCAGUAAUAACAGUAGUGUGGGCGGUGGAGCCGGGGGAGGUCAAGGUGGCUCCCAAGGUAUUGGUGGAGGCUCUGGUGGUGGGAAAUCGAAUGCGAAAAUGUCCAUUGAUCAUCAGGCGACGCUAGACAAGGGACUUAAAAUGAAAAUUAAACGGACUAAGCCUGGAACCAAGACUUCCGAAGCAAAGCAUGAAAUUGUUAAAGCUACAGAACAACAACAGCAGCAACAGAAUGGUUCUUUAGGCGUUAAUAAUUCUAGUAACUUAGAUGAGAAUAGUGGACUCAAUACUACCUCGCAUUCAUCCUCGUCAUCAGGUGGCGCGAGUGGCUCAGGUGGAUCCAAUCAAAAUACGGGAAGUAGCGCUGGCGGCUCAGGAUCAAAUGUAACCAGCAUAAGCGGCAGCAAUAAAAAACAUCUUAGCAAUAUUUCCAGUAGUAGUAGUGGUAGCCAAGGAAAUAGUCACAAUAGUAUAAACAGUAAUAGCCCGGCCUCUGGAGGUGGGUCCACCGGUACCGGGAGUAGCGGUCAAGUAACUCCUCAGAGUAACAAGCGUGGUAGCUCAGGUCACAGACGAGAAAAAGCUAAAGAAAAAACUACACAUUCCAAUCGUCUCACAGCAGAGAAGAAUGCUUCUGCUGCUUCUGAAAAAGAAGGCUUGCCUGGUCAUAGCGACAAGGGCAUGACAUGCCAUUGCAUCAUUGAUGCCACUAGCGGGAGUGCGACUGGUGCUUGCAGUAGCCAUGCAUGCUCUCGUCGUUCGGAGAGUGCAACCAAUUCAUCCAUUACAGUUUUGACACAGCAGCGCAUAUGCAACACGACUGGAAAUAGCAAUUCUACAUCUGGAUCUGUGCCACCAGGUGUAUUCACGCCAUCGCUUGGCUCACCCGCCGGUGUGGUGACAACAGCUGCAGCAACAGCAGCAUCUUUGCUCGCAGCCACAUCUGUAGCAUCGGCAACUGCACCACAGGCAAUUGGCAGCAACAGCGCGCCAAACGCGCCUGGUCCACCGGGCAAGGACUCGACUAAUUGUGGUAACAUCAAAAUCUCUUCACAUAUUGCAGCGCAAUUGGCUGCAGCAGCGGCUUCGACUUCUUUUAGCAAUAGUGUACCAAACACGCAUGCAAACAGCUUGAGCGGAAGCGGCGAGAGUAAGUCAAGCACUUCAAUGGUUCCUGUUGCGCAAGCAAAACAUAUGGCUCCAGGUGUGAUCUCAGCGACCGUGCACCACACAAUUUCAGUUCCCGCGAACUCUUCCACUAGUACAACAACGGCAUCAUCUAGUAAUAGUAGCACAUCUAACAAUAAUUUAGUAGCUGAAGAUGGUAUAAAAUCUCCUCCCGCCAAGCGGGCAAAACAUGGCAACACUGACACUUCCCAUGCACCUGGUACUUCAACCAAGGAAAUGGUUGACAUCUGUAUUGGCACCUCAGUCGGAACUAUCACAGAACCAGAUUGCUUGGGUCCUUGUGAACCGGGAACUUCCGUAACGCUUGAGGGAAUCGUUUGGCACGAAACCGAAGGCGGCGUCCUAGUUGUGAAUGUUACUUGGCGCGGCAAGACUUAUGUCGGAACUUUGCUUGACUGCACACGACACGAUUGGGCUCCACCCAGAUUCUGUGAUUCGCCAACUGAAGAACUAGAUUCUCGAACUCCGAAAGGUCGUGGAAAACGCGGAAGGAGUGCUGCGCUUACACCGGAUUUAAGUAAUUUUACCGAAACUAGAAGUUCUAUAUAUUUCUCCCACGCGCAGGUGCAUUCAAAAUUGAGGAAUGGUACAACGAAAGGUGGUCGUGGUGCUUCGCGAACUGCGAUUAGUGCCACAAGUACUGCAAAUACUACAACAAUAACCAGUAGCUCAUCAUCUGGUAACGGUGGGGGAGCUACACCCAGUACAUCACCAACAGCAUUUUUACCUCCACGUUCUGAGAAGCGGAAAUCAAAAGAUGAGUCGCCGUCGCCUAUUAACGGCGAUUCUGAAUGUCCUACUAAUGUAGCGAACGCCAGUGGUAUUCCGAUCUCUGCAAGUGGCGGUGGCCUAGCUACGCAGCCCCAAAGUCUCGUCAACCCCGUGACUGGUCUUAAUGUACAAAUAAGCACGAAGAAAUGUAAGACUGCAUCGCCGUGCGCCAUUUCGCCGGUACUACUCGAGUGUCCGGAACAAGAUUGCAGCAAGAAGUAUAAACAUGCAAACGGACUUCGUUACCAUCAAUCCCAUGCCCAUGGUAGUGCUUGUUCCAUGGAUGAAGAUUCUCUGCAAUUGCCGGAGGAGCCACCCACACCGACUUCGUCACCGGUGCCUCCUUCACAAAACACAAGAACAGUAACACCAACCCCUGCAGAAGGCUCGGUAUUGCCAGCUGGAGUUGUAGCGAUACCAUCACCAGAAACUCCUCCUAUAAGCACAUCAACAAUACCAGCAUCCACUACCGAACCACCAUCCCAACCUACCGCGGCUCUGUCAACAUCAUCUCAAUCCGCGACACAAACCACAAACCUUGAAGCUAGCAUUGAGUCUGAAACUUUAGUGGGAAUCGCUGCGGCUGCGACCUCCUCAGCUACUAAUUCCGCCAUUUCUUCUUCGAUUUUGAACUCCUCUGUUCCGGUGACUGCUCCUGCUUCUGCCAGUUCGACCAGCGCGGCAAUGGGUGGCAUACUAACAGCAUCAGUCACACAGCCACAACCACUUAUGCCACAAUCACAGCAGUCACAUCCAGUGGCGGGCGGUAGCAUUACCGCUGGUAUUUCGGGGCAGGUACUCUCUCAACAGCAGCAGCAGCAGCAGCAGCAAUCUGUUGGAAUGCCAAAUGCAAGUAAUAUACCCGUAUUACUCUCCGAGCAGACACAGACAUCGACUCUUCCUCAGCAAGUUGGUCCUAAACCUGGUGUGCUGAGGUUCGGUCCUCAAAGCGAUAGCCCCAAUCCAGGAGCUGCAUCGUCAAUUUUAGCUCUCCAACAACAUGCCACGCCAGGCACAUCUCCGCAGGUAAACCCUUUAGCAGGACAAAGCCCGCAACGAGCACCCAUGCAGUUAAAUGCAAACUCAGAGAGUUUGCCACAGCCACAUCAGUCGUCAAUAAGUUCUUACUCCGGUUCAUCGGCUUCAUCAGGACAAAAUUUACAAGGCAUUUCAUUGUCAACAAAAAACGCACCGGGUUUUGUAGCGGUAAAACAAAAAAAAUGUCGAAAAUCUCCCGGUCCUGUGGAAUAUGAUGGCGCUGUUACCAGGGACAACGUUCAAAGUCCUGCAUACAGUGACAUUUCAGAUGACUCAACACCAGUUGGAGAACAGGAUAUCUUAGAUAAGUCACAUCCUAAGCAUUUAGAUCUACCAACCAAAAAGCCCUCUGAUCUUGGUGCUGUGGGUAUCGGAAGUGGAUCGCAAGCGAUUCCACCAUUGGGUGGAUAUGGAAUGUAUCAAUUUUAUCAGCAGCAGCAAUAUUUGGUGCCCCCUCCUUCUUCCGAUCAGCAACCUUCGCAGAAUCCUAAGCAAGGAUUGCUGCCUUCCACUCUCGUACAGGCACCAUUAACGCUUCCCUCUUCGCAGUCCCAACAACAAAGCUCGAUGCAAUCAUCGCUUCUUAUGCAGCAGCAGCAGCAGCAGCAACAACAACACCAACAACAGCAACAGCAAUCGCCUUUAUUGGCAGACUAUAACAAAAGCAAAGAUCCGCCGUUAGACUUGAUUUCAAAGUCAUCGCAGCAACAACAACAAGUUGUUGGACAUCAACCACAAAUGCAGAGCCAAGAUGGUGCUGGCAAUCAAAAAGACAACAACACUUCGGGCCAACCCCCACAGGCAUCAGCAAAUUUGGGCAACGUUGGGCCACCGAAUAAUGGCUUGCCACCAGGCAUGGCAGCUAUGCAAUCGUUAGGAUCAUCAGGCGUUGGACCAGGCAGCUUGCCAACACCGUCGCCUGCCAAACCGUUAUCCCACUUUUACCCCUUUAAUUACAUGGCCCCAGGUUAUCCUUACAAUGUAGAACCCAACUAUGGGCCUGUGUCAAUAGUGGCGUCCGAUGACACCGUAAAAUUGGGAAACCAUGGAAAUUUACCAAGUUCACAACCACAAAACACCGGUCCUCCGCAUUCGAGUGCGAGCGUCGUUAAAGAUGAGCGUUUAAAGGAAAGUCCCAGUCCCCAUGAAUGUUCUAAACAAAUGCCUCAGCAGCAACAAUUGGUUUCGUCAAAACUCAUCAAAAGCGAACCAAUGGCAAAGCAGGAGAUAAAGCAAGAACACAAUUCUAAUGCUCAAUCUCAACAGCAACAGCAGCAACAACAACAACCGCCCCAGCAACAACAACAACAACAACCCCAGCAACCGCACGCAUUGCAUCCGAAAGACUUACAAGGAUUGGGAACAUAUCCAAAUAUAUAUCAACGGCAUCCAAUGUCUUUAGCCGCCCAACAGCACUUAUCUCGCGAGGAAGAAUUAAGAAGAUAUUACAUUCUUUCAGACGAACAGCGACGACAAAAUGCCGUUGCCGCUUUACGAGCAGUUCAAGCGCAGAAUCCUUCCAACAGCGGGCCACCUGGAUCUCUGCAAAAUCAAGUGCUGACGCAACAUAAGGAAGAUACCACCUCUUCAGCACAGCACCAACAACAGAUGGCAAUGGUGCAACAACAGCAGCAACAUCAACAGUCUCAAAAAUCGAAAUCGCAGUCUUGCUCCACCAGUUCUAAUGUGAAUGCAGGUAGUGGCAAAGCAACAAAUUUGACGAAAGAGGUGUCUAAGCAAAAACAAGAAGAAGACGUGAAAAUCAAACAGGAGGGACAGAAACCAACAAUGGAAACUCAAGGACCACCACCCCCACCCACAUCACAAUACUUUCUACAUCCUUCCUAUAUUGCGCCAGCACCCUUUAGCUUCGAUCCGAAUCAUCCCAUGUACCGCAAUGUAUUAAUGUCAGCAGCUGGGCCCUACAAUACAGCGCCCUACCACCUGCCCAUACCUAGAUAUCAUGCGCCUGAGGAUUUGUCACGAAACACCGGAACAAAAGCGUUGGACGCACUUCACCAUGCUGCCAGUCAAUAUUACACCACACACAAAAUACACGAAUUAAGUGAGCGUGCAUUGAAAUCGCCCACAAGCGGUAGCAAUAGUGGCCUUGGGGGUGCGGUCAAAGUCAGCGUAUCUAGUCCAAACGUGGGCAUACAGCAACAGCAGCAGCAGCAGGCCAUGAAUUCCGGCGGUGUAACUGGCCCGGGCAGUGGCCCAAAUGCCGGACAAAACGCGCCCAAUAGCGGUAGCCACUUAUCUGGCGCAAAUCAGUCUUCUGGUGGCAGCGGAAUUCCACUAAAUCUACAGCCUCCGCCGACUGGAAUGAGUGGUCCUACAAAUAAAUCUGAUGUACUAAACCAAAAGGUGUUGAGUGGUCCAGGAAGUCAGGGCGGCAAUUUAACAGGAGGCCCUCUUAGUAUCGACUCACAUAAGCAACAGAGUGGCACAAGUGGACCGAACAGCGGCGGUAAUAUCGGCGGUGGUGGCGCUCCUGGGCCAAAUGGCGCCACCACAGAUUCACGCAGCCCACCGCCGCAGCGGCAUGUACACACCCACCACCACACUCACGUCGGCCUGGGGUACCCGAUGUACACAGCACCCUAUGGUGCUGCAGUAUUGGCAAGUCAGCAAGCUGCUGCCGUAGCUGUGAUAAACCCUUUCCCUCCUGGACCAACCAAAUGAGAAACACAGAAUGAGAAGAAUUCAUACAACAUGAAAACAUAAUGAAUUUAUGUUCAGAAAAUCGCAAACCUAUUGCAAGUGAAUUCAUGGAAUUUAUCUUAUAACAAUUAUUUACUGUAAGAUAAGUCCAACAUGAAUCAAAAUUACCGAAAUAUUAAUCACUGCGAACGCGAGAAGCAAAGAAACCCAACUAACAUGGUAGUAUAGAAUUGUAUUUUAAGCAUUUAAGGAACCUGCGAAUUAACAUUAUCGGCAUGCGUUUGAGAUGUAUUGUAGUGAUUGUCUGAUUAAUUACUUAUAUAGCCUUCAGCUGGAAGGAAGGAAUGUGUUUAUGCUACAGCUGUUGGAACAACAACAACAAUGUAUUUAUAACAGUACAAGAAGGUCCAGUAGACAACAGGCAAGUAGUGAUAAUCGGCAGGGGCAGGGGCAGGGUGGGGCGCAAGGUGUGAAUUCGUUAACUAAUUUAAAACAGUUUAAUGGCAUAGGUUGCAUUAUCAAUUGAAAUUGAAGAAUGCUGCUCUUAAGUAACUAAUAGUAUCAUAAAAUCUAAUUGCAAUUAAAAGAGUUAGUAUGAAAAUCAGAGAUCACAAAUAACAGUUAACCCCCGUGAAAAAUGCUUUUUACAGUGCGAUGCGCAUUCUUUUAUUUUACAGUUGACAACUGGCAUUUAUUUUCGCAAUUGCAAUUUUAUCUCUCGCCUGGUAAGAUUUAAAAAUGCGAUACAUUUUCAGUGGUCACGUUUUAAUUAUUUACAAAGGCAAAUAAAUUUCGGUUGUGCAAUAUGGCCGACAUUGUGGACUAAUAUUCGCCCUUUCGAUGAUUUACUUACUAUUUUGUGCAAAAAUUCCGACUCAUUUUGCUGGUUCUUUAUUAAGUGAAAGUAAAUGUAUUGAUUUAAAUUAAAUGCUUCUGAACUAUUCGAGUUUUCUCGAGACCUCAAGAGUUUAUCGGGCCCGCUCAGGAUUUUUGGGAACUUUUCAGGCUUACGGGUUUUUUCGUUAUUUUUGGAAACCUUUUCCGGAUGCUUUAUUUUUCAUGCUGUUGACUGUGUAAAUGCAGUUCCAAAAGAAACCCAUUCCCAAUACCUUUUUAGUGCCAAGAUGAUUUCAAGGAUUGAAGGAGGAACACGCUACACACACAAAAUACACAAAUUUCCCAAAUAUUUCAAUUUGAUGUUCGACAAAACAAACCAUUCGCCAACGGUAAUAGAAAAUCAUUGUCCUCACCAAGUCGUGCGAAUGGAAAAAAUUCUUUCGACGCGCGAAGAAUUUUGUGAAUACUUGAACGUGAUAAGUGUUAUUUGCGAACUCUGAUAAAAAUACAUAUUUACUACCUAUAUAAAAUGAUGCAAAUUUGCGAUAAAUCUCUGAAAUCAAGAAGUUUGAUAAUUAGAUAUAAAUAUUAACAAAAAACAUGAAACAUAUACCUAUAUACAUAUAAAAAAAAAUCUAGAACAAUGUAAUUUAAUUAUUUCACAGUUAUCGAUAUAACUUUUAAAAUAAGCCAACGCAUAUGGGCAUUCCUUUAGAUAUCAAAUUAAUCCUGCUCAACCGGAAGAUGGAUUUAAACGAAAACAGAAACGAAAUACGCGCAUUUGUUGAGCAGAACCCCAAGGCGGCUAAAGUCAAUUUAUUUUUUUUUUAAAGAAAAGUUUUACACUGCUUGCGUUUACACCAUCUUCACCUCUCGCAAAUAAAAAAAAAAUAAAUUGGAACCUAAGUGUUUGUUUUUUUGAAUUCCGCCCAUCGAAUCCUCGAAUACAAAAAACUGCAAAACUUUUUGACGCCAUCUUAACUUUUUUGUCCCGAUUGAUUUGCGAUGUAUUUCAUGUUGCAUUUGGUUUGAAUUGAUUCUUAUUGCUUUUUUGCCACUACACAAAAAGAAGCUAUAUUUGAAUUUGUAUUAUCUACUUACGUAUGUAGUCAAGUGUGUAGCUAAGGGUUUGCAAAUCAUAUUUUCGCUUAGCGAUGGAAACAUCCUCAAUUAUGCGAUCACUGAAUACAAAAACACCCAAAUAUUUGACUAAAAGUACUCAUAGCUGUAUAUUAAUACUGAUAUAGGAUAUACAUACAUAUUAGAGAAAACCUUUACUCGUUUUAGAGCUUAUACAUAAAUUGAUAUGCGAUAGUUUAGAUUUACCUGUGUAUGUAUACAUAUGUACAUAUAUAUGUAUGUGUAGCUGCUCUAUAUUUUGUAUUUUAUAUUUUAUUUAAUUUUUUGGCAUAAAUGUUAUUUCAAAAACCCUGUGUAUUAUAAAUACUAACUAAGAGAGAUGCUACACAACGGGGCAAGAGCAUAGGGCCUAUUUAAAAUCAUAAAAUUUAUUGAGAGUACAUAACAGUAACAUAAAUCAAUGUUUUCCAUAAAACAAAGGUUUACAUUGUUUUUGGUGCCUAACACCGGUCUUUCUCACCUGCUUUCAUUUACCAAAUGAAGUGUCAGUGAUUUUAAACAUUUUUGAAUUCUUUUUUUUUUAAUUGUAAUUAGUCUCCACAACACUCUCAUACCAAUGCUUAUAAAUGUAUAAUAUAUUACUAUAAGGACACAUUCUACAAUUUAGAAAUCUAACUCGAUUUGUGUAGUGAAUAAAUGUUAAGAUAAAAAUAUAUAUUCUACGGAAAUUAUCCGCAUAUUGUAUGAACAUACACAUAUGUCUAACUAAACAUGUAAGUUAUUGUGAAAGAGUUCAAGCACAUUUAUGGACCUAAAUUUUAAGCAUAAACAAUACCCUAAGAUUCGUUAUACAUGUUAAUCAAAGCGACGGACAGAAGAAAAGGGCUUCAAACGCUAAAGUAAUAUAGGAGUAUAGUUUUCAACAAAAAAAAAGAA
Molecule: messenger RNA, 10427 nt
Organism: Rhagoletis zephyria (snowberry fruit fly)
Lineage: Eukaryota; Metazoa; Arthropoda; Insecta; Diptera; Tephritidae
Gene: sbb
Product: scribbler
Biological process (GO): regulation of transcription by RNA polymerase II
Cellular component (GO): nucleus
Source: RefSeq, a predicted model, not a curated record